CCCAGCCUCCCCACCCCUCCACCCAGCCUCCCCACCCCUCCACCCCAGAACCAGUGGGUAAGAGAUUGUUGCCAUGGCCACCCCCUUCCUGUGGAAGCUGUCUUCCCAGAAGCUGGGCUUCUUCUUGGUCAGCUUCGGCUUCAUCUGGGGCAUGAUGCUGCUGCACUUCACCAUCCAGCAGCGUGCCAGCCACGAGAGCAGCACCAUGCUGCGCCAACAGAUCCUGGACCUCAGCAAGCGCUACAUCAAGGCCCUGGCCGAGGAGAACCAGAGCGUGAUGGACGGGCCCUACGUGGGCACCAUGACGGCCUAUGACCUGAAGAAGACCCUGGCCGUGCUGCUGGACAACAUCAUGCUCCGGCUGGGCAAGCUGGAGUCCAAGGUGGACAACAUCUACAACGGCACAGGGGGGAACCUUACCAACGGCACCGGGGCCGUCACAGCCGCGCCCAGCGCUACCAACGCAGAGAAGGUCAACGUCGCCGAUCUUCUGAACGGCGCCCAGGAGAAAUGUGAGCUUCCACCAAUGGACGGAUUCCCUCACUGCGAGGGGAAGGUCAAGUGGAUGAAGGACAUGUGGCGGUCUGACUCCUGCUACAACAACUACGGCGUUGACGGCUCCACCUGCUCCUUCUUCAUCUACCUAAGCGAGGUUGAGAACUGGUGUCCCCGUCUGCCCUGGAGAACCAAGACCCUGGCCCAGGAGCUGGACCGGAGAGGACAGACGGAGGUCCGGACCAGCUUCGAUGAGCUGCACCGUGUCAUGUCCCGGCGGGAGGAGUUCCGCUGGAUGAUGCUGCGGAUCAAGCGCAUGGCUGAACCCUGGCUGUCGGCCGCACGCUCCCUCGCCUCCAAGCAGGACCUCGGCAAGCGCCACAGGAAGAAGAUCCUGGUGCACCUGGGCCUCCUCACCAAGGAGUCAGGUUUCAAGAUUGCGGAGAACGCCUUCAGCGGCGGGCCCCUGGGGGAGCUGGUGCAGUGGAGCGACCUCAUCACCACCCUCUACCUGCUGGGCCACGACGUGCGCAUCUCCGCCUCCCUGGCCGAGCUCAAAGAGAUCAUGCGCCGUGUGAUGGGGAACAAGUCCAGCUGCCCCACCCAGGGGGACAAGGUUGUGGAGCUCAUCUACAUCGACAUCGUGGGGCUCACACAGUUCAAAAAGACCCUGGGGCCCUCCUGGGUGCACUACCAGUGCAUGUUACGGGUGCUGGAUUCCUUCGGCACGGAGCCAGAGUUUAACCACGCCCACUACGCCCAGUCCAAGGGCCACAAGACUCCCUGGGGAAAGUGGAAUCUGAACCCGCAGCAGUUCAACACCAUGUUCCCCCACACCCCAGACAACAGCUUCCUGGGCUUCGUGGUGGAGCAGCACCUCAACGCCAGCGAUAUACGACACAUCGACGACAUCAAGCGGCAGAACCAGUCGCUGGUCUAUGGAAAGGUGGACAACUUCUGGAAGGACAAGAAGAAGUACCUGGACCUCAUCCACAGCUACAUGGAGGUGCACGGCACCGUGCACGGCACCAGCACCGUCCACCUGCCCAGCUACGUCAAGAACCACGGCAUCCUGAGCGGCCGAGACCUGCAGUUCCUCCUCAGGGAGUCCAAGCUGUUUGUGGGCCUGUCUUUCCCCUACGAAGGCCCCGCCCCCCUGGAGGCCAUAGCAAAUGGUUGUGCGUUCCUCAACCCCAAGUUCACCCCUCCCAAGAGCAGCAAGAACGCAGACUUCUUCAAGGGAAAGCCCACUAUGAGAGAGCUCACCUCCCAGCACCCCUAUGCAGAGGUGUACAUUGGGCCCCCCCACGUCUGGACGGUGGACAUCGAGAAACCCGCCGAGGUGGAGCAGGCCAUCCGCACCAUCCUCAGCCAGAAGAUUGAACCCUACCUGCCCUACGAGUUCACCUGUGAAGGCAUGCUGCAGAGGGUCAACGCCUUCAUCGAGAACCAGGACUUCUGCCACGGCCAGGUGAUGUGGCCCCCGCUCAGCGCCCUGCAGGUGAAGCUGGCCGAGCCCGGCCACUCCUGUAAGCAGGUGUGCCAGGAGGAGCAGCUCAUCUGUGAGCCCUCCUUCUUCCAGCAUCUGAACAAGGACAAGGACCUGGCCCGGUUUGGGGUGGACUGCCAGACGGUAGAGUCCAGCGCUGACACCCUGGUGCCGGCCUACAGCGAGGAACGGCGCCACUGCAUCUUCCAGCAGGACCUGCUGCUGUUCAGCUGCGCCGGGGCCCACCCCUCGCUUCGCCGCGUCUGCCCCUGCCGCGACUACAUGAAGGGUCAGGUGGCGCUCUGCCAGGGCUGCCUAUAGCCCCGCCCACAGGGGGGGACACGGGAGGGGAGACACCCGCCCCAAAACCCCCGCCCCGAAAAACCCCGGCCCUUAGGGGAGAGCAUGCCCUGUGAGCGGCCCCCAGCCCCGCCCCCGUCUGGGAAGAUUGUUGUGGGGGUGUGUGUGUGUUGUCAUUCUCACACGCGCACACACAUACACAAACACACGCACAUGAUUUGGAGUGGGCCUAGCCUUGUGAUGACAGUCGAAAGAGGAGGAGCUACAGAGAGACGUGUAAAGCCCUAUUUGACAGACGCACGCACACACACUCAAGGACGAGGAGAAUCUCCCCCCCCCUCUAUGAAAUCAGCUGAGAGUAACCAGAGGUGUCUUCACCUCUGCCCGUCUCCACAGCAACUCGAUGCGGAGAACCUGAGGCGAGCACAAGAGAAAGACACACACACACACACACACACACACUCCCCUCCUCUGUAGCGAAAUGAUUCAGACUAUUUGUGGCCCUGAAGGUAGUUUUACACUGGACUGUGAGGCACAAAGGCCCUGACCUCUGACCCCACACAUACACUGACUAACAUACAUACACUCACAAAAAGACACAUAAAUAAGCGCAAUUACUUCACACACAAACACCAAAUGUACACACACAAAAACAUAACACAGGCAAGCGAGCACACACACACACAAACACACGGGGCAGACUGCAGGCCUUAAGAUAUAGUUUUACACUGUACUGACUGGCUUCUUGCCUGGCGCAAAACCAGACAAAUAUCGUAGAUUUUUUUUUUUUUUUUGUAUUAUUAUUAUUAUUCUGAUGAUUGUUAUCUCUGCUUUGAAUGGUUGCCAGACACAUCUUCAAAUCAGUCUGCUUUUUAUUUUCUUCUGCUCUGCAACGGUUGUGAUGUGCCAAGGAGAUCGUCAUGUCAGGACGUCGGCGAGGAGACCCUUGUGGGGGGGGGGGGGGUAGUUUCCCGCAUUAUUUAUAUUUUCCAGUUGAACGGGCGUACCGAUCACACAUGAUGAAAAACAGGAACUUCAGUGCGGUUGAGCGAGCGAAGCCUGUAGAGAAACGCAAUCAAAUGCCUCGUUUUGGAUCAAGCAUUUGUUUUACAACAAAUUUCCUGGCGUUGAACCUCCCACCGGAAGUGGGAGGGGCUUGGAGCUGCCGCUGUCAUAUCUGUGAUUUAAUGAGGGUUUAUGCUACACAACCUGGACUGAACUAGGGUACCGUUUGAAAACAAGAUUUGUUUCUCCGGCCGAUUGAUGACAUACGGACAGAGGUGUGUCUGUUUAUGAAUGAACUCCCACGCAAAAAAAAAGGCUGUGAAAAAAGUUGAUAAAAAAGUAGGUUUGCGUAAAAUGUCGAUUUAUUGCGCAUCGGUGUAGAGUUCUCGUCCUGGCGCUGUUGUUGAUCUUGUUUCGCUAGGUUGUCCGGAAUAGUGGAACGCGCACUAAUACCACCUCGACAGCUGGGGUAAAAACGAUGUGAAAACACAUCGGUUUUAGAUUUGCCUGCAGCCUAUUCAGGAGAAGAAAUAUUUAAGAUCAAUAAAAAAACCAUAGUAGUAGGUAGGCCUACCGGUCAUCAAUGAAAAAAUGCACUGUUAAUCUAUUUAGAGAUUUAACAAAACGAUAUUAGUAACACUAUAUAUUGUUAAUAUGGGUUAUCAAAUUAUUAUCCUUUAUAUUUAUUUUGUAUACAGAACUACAGAUCUGUUUUUUUUUAUUAAAAUCUGUUUUUAUUUAUGGGAGGGAUUUCUUUUUCAUUUUAUUUUCUUUGUAUAUAUUUAAUUUAUGGUGAGAGGGAUAGUAGAAGCGAGAGAAAGUCGGUAACCAGAUUUAUUUGUUUUUCCAUCAUUACGUUUUGUUCAGGAAACACGCAGACCAGUAUCUCAAUGUUUGAAACUAACUUGGUCUUUCUGUUACCUUCUGUUGUCUCCGUAAGUCAGAAGUCAGCUUGAGUGGCAGCGUUACGUCAUUCCAAAAUUAUUUAGAAAGUGAGCAGAGGCCGUCUAGGGUUUAAUGUUGUGAGAUAAUCCUCUUCAUCGUCGUGUUCUGACCAGAUCUGGAGAUGUCUACACAUGAUGGUGAUGGAUGGCUAUAACAUGUCGGCCUACCUGAGGAAUAACAUGCAUACCACAUGUUUAUGACUCAGUCGUCUCCCACCAUUAAAGCCUGCGCUGCUCACAGUAAAAGCCUGUUUCUGUGCACGCAAACACUUUGUUCACAUCAAAAGAAAAUGUAUACAGCUCAUGGACCGUUAUAACCAUAAAAAUCAUAUACAAAUCACCUGUUCUGAAUAUGUGGGUUUGGUGGAUAAAUGGUUCCACUCCCUCCAUGUCCAUGUGCAGAACGAUACCCAUGUAUGGCCUACUGACGGAUCAACUCUGUGGUGAGGUUUGUCUUGGGUUCAUCAGCCAAGUCGGUUCUUUGAACAUCGUCAUGUGCCUUUUAUUUCCCUUUAUGUUCUGCUUCAGGCUUGGCUUAGGCAGUCCCCAUGUUCAGACCACAGACGCUGGGUGGACAUGUGCGAGUCCCGUGGAGGGUUAGGACUUUCGUUUGAGGGAAUCUGAAAUAAUCAUGCGAUAAUCAUGCGUCCUAUUACUAUGUUGUCACUGCAUAUAAUUUGAUCUGUCAAUAUUCCAAUCGAUUGUCAAUCCAGGACUUGAGGUAUAUUCUGUUUCCAUAGUCAUAAGCUAUUAUUAUUAUUGAUGGUAAAGAUUAAUAUUUCCAAUAGGGCAGAUAUAAAGUUUUGAGCUGUGGUGCAGAAGGGCCUUGUUCACUUCUUGCUAAUCGCGCUAGCCCUGUUCUGUUAAAGCAUUUCAUUGUUUUCUGUAUCAAUGUUGUUGGUUUUAUUAUCGGUGGGUAUUCAGUAUACAGUUCUUCGGUGUAUAACUUGGCGAAACAUAAAACUUUAUUCACUAUUUCUCUUUCUUUGUUUUUUCAUUUAGUUUAUCGAAUUAAUCCUCUUUGGGGGUAAAAAACAGUUGACCAAUAAUCAAUAACUAUGACCCGUCUGUAGAAGCCGGGGUCCUCGCAAAAGUCCGGCAAGGUUGAGAACAUGUUGCGGAAAAUUUAAUAACGAAAUUACAUCUUUUUUCUUUCUUUUCUUUUUGUUUUCACAGUCCUUGACAAACGAGAGAUAUAACUUUAUUUUUAAAUAAAGUUUUUUUUUUCUGUGA
Molecule: messenger RNA, 5466 nt
Organism: Gadus morhua (Atlantic cod)
Lineage: Eukaryota; Metazoa; Chordata; Actinopteri; Gadiformes; Gadidae
Gene: mgat5
Product: alpha-1,6-mannosylglycoprotein 6-beta-N-acetylglucosaminyltransferase
Exons: 16
Coding region: 74-2305 (743 amino acids)
Biological process (GO): protein N-linked glycosylation
Cellular component (GO): Golgi apparatus
Molecular function (GO): alpha-1,6-mannosylglycoprotein 6-beta-N-acetylglucosaminyltransferase activity
Source: RefSeq, a predicted model, not a curated record